AUGAACCUCAACCUACCACUGCGAAACACAACUACCAGUCGCAGGAACCAGGAUAGCAGGAAUUACUUCACAAGUUAUACACCACCAAGCUCUACUGAGGCGAUCAAUGGGCCGGUGAGAGAGCAGCGCGAGCCGGUGCCUGUUAGCGAUCGCUUGAUUGUGGGGGUGGAUUUUGGUACGACAUUUUCUGGAGUUGCGGCUGUUUACACUUCUACCCCUGACGACAUCGAAAUCAUCAAAACAUGGCCUGGUGGCAACGGCAUCACGUCCGACAAGGUGCCCACAGAGGUUGCCUACGACUUUCCUGCCAAUGCUCCUCCCGAAGCAGACCCAACAAUAAAAUGGGGAUUCCAAUUUCGCCCAGAGGAAUCUCGUCUACGCUGUAUCAAACUGUUCCUUGACCGGUCCCAAAAGCUUCCUUUUUAUGUCAGCCCCCUAGACACCGCAGCACAAUUAAAACGCUUCAACAAGAAUGUUGUUGAUGCUGUGAGCGACUACUUGACCCAAAUCUACAAGCACACCAUGGACACACUUACUCGGCGAUAUGGCGAGUCAUUCAUGGUGUCAACAAAGGUUGAGUUUGUUCUUACCUGCCCAGCAGUCUGGAGUGAUGCCGCCAAGAAUACGACGCUGUUGGCUGCUGAGCGUGCUGGAAUGGGUAGCCGCUCUGACAUUCAGAUGAUUAGCGAACCGGAAGCGGCUGCUGUGUAUACGCUGAAAGCCAUACAGCCGAACCAUCUGAAUGUUGGGGACAACUUUAUCGUUUGUGAUGCAGGAGGUGGCACCGUUGACUUGAUUGCAUACAAAAUCAUGUCGCUGAAGCCCCUACGAGUGGAAGAGUCUGCUGUAGGUACAGGUGGAUUGUGCGGUAGCGCAUUUCUCAACUAUAGGUUCGAAGAGCACGUCAGAAACCGACUUGGACAAGCGCGCUUCGAUGAGAUGAAGGCCAAAAAGGGAAGGAGUUGGCAGAUGGGAUUGAAGUACUUUGAAGAGUUUGUGAAGCGCAACUUCAACGAAGACGAGUACCAAGAAAUUAACGUUCCCUUUCCUGGCUUAACAGACGAUGAAGAAGCCGGUCUCGACGAUGGCUUUAUGGUUAUGAGUGCUGAGCAAGUCAAGGAUAUCUUUGAGCCAGUGGUGAAGGAAGUAUGUGACCUGGUACAAGGCCAAGUAGAAGGACUCCGAGCAAAGGGCGGUAUUGUCUCCGGCAUUGUCCUUGUUGGUGGCUUCGGCCAGAGUGACUACUUAUAUCGACGACUAAAAGCGCAUUUCACAAGCGCAGCACCUCCCCCAUACAGCGAACGGCCGACUCAUGCGAAUGCUAAUGCGACGGAAGGAAAUGGCUCGAUAGAGGUCAUGCAGCCUGUGUAUGCUUGGACUGCCGUUGUUCGCGGCGCGGUUUUAAGAGGCCUGGAGGGAAACAUGGUAAUUUCGCGAAAGUCAAGAAUGCACUACGGCACCUCUUACGCGACGGUAUACGAUGAGGAGAAGCACUCUGUCAGCGAACGAUACUGGUCACCUCUGUGGGAACGUUGGAUGGUUUCAGACCGGAUGCAAUGGCACAUUGCCAAGGGCGAAGCUCUGUCGCCCCUGUCCCCAAUAGCAUUUCACUACACGCGGAAUUUCCGCCCGGGACAGUCCUUAAUUGUUACGGACGACUUGAUAGCCUGCGAUGCCGAUGAGCCACCAGCAGCGUAUACGCGGGACCUGAUUAACGUGUGUACUCUGACGACGGACUUGAAUGCGGUUCCAAGAAGUCUGUUUACUCGUCUGACCACAACAAGGGGGGUUGAGUUUGACAAUCUUGACUUCACUCUGGAAAUGAUUGUGGACAGUGCGGGCUUGGGGUUUGAACUGAAAGUUGACGGGGUGAGGUAUGGGCGGGUAGAGGCAGAGUUUCAUCAGGACUAG
This is a messenger RNA of Metarhizium brunneum ARSEF 3297, 1911 nucleotides long. It is a transcript of the gene Hspa12a, whose product is annotated as Heat shock protein 12A. Lineage: Eukaryota; Fungi; Ascomycota; Sordariomycetes; Hypocreales; Clavicipitaceae. Gene Ontology annotation, molecular function: ATP-dependent protein folding chaperone; ATP binding. The record is from RefSeq and is a predicted model, not a curated record.